AAGUUGUGUCAAGUUAUUAUUUCUCCUUGGAAGCUAAGAUCAAAUGGACGCCUGUUGCGCUUAAUUCAGAAUGAUUUACAGAAUAUGCUCCUGCGGCUGACGCCGGACAAAACUGAAUGAGUGUAGACGCACAAAAGAGUCUCUUGGCAGGACUGUGUGGUGCUUGUGCAACUUCCCUCGUAGUAACUCCUUUGGAUGUAUUAAAAGCUCGUCUCCAAGUACAACAGUAUUCGGUGUUGAGAAACCGUCACGCCUUGAGGGGUGUAUAUGCCGAACUUGUUAGAAGUGAAGGUUUGAAGGGACUCUGGAGAGGCUUGGGAGCUUCUUUAUUCCUAAUGGUGCCUACCACGGCUUUGUAUAUGACCUUGUAUGAUUCUCUGAAGGAGAAACUCAUUAGUAGGUACCGACAACAGGAGGAAAUGUCCAUUGUAUUGGCUGGAACAGUAUCUAGGUGUGUAGUGGUCACUAUUGGAAGUCCUCUGGAACUCAUUAGGACAAGUAUUCAAGCAACGAAAGGUUCUCCCUCUAUUUUGAAUAUGUGGAAGCGAAACGUAGAAUCCGCCGGUGUCAAAGGUCUUUUUCGUGGUUUAUCUCCAACACUUAUAAGGGAUGCUCCCUUUUCAGCUAUUUAUUGGGUUCUCUACGAGCGCUGUAAAUCACCUUCAAGUUUUCUUUUUCGGCUCACUGGCGGUAAACAUAGUUGGCUCGUAUUUCUUGUAUCAGGUUGCCUAUCUGGGAUGACUGCAGCUGCUCUUACGACUCCAGCAGAUGUGGUAAAGACGCGACGUCAGGCAAUGUUGAAUAGUCAAAAAUCUUUUCUUUUGCAGUCUUCUCCUUCAUUUAAUAGUAUCGGUUGUUGCUCCGAUUUAAAUGCAUCUUUCUGGAGUUGUGGCAAAGCAAUAGUAAAGUAUGAGGGUUAUAGAGGUUUAUUUCGCGGUCUGGUACCACGAGUUGCCAAAGUAGCUCCCAGUUGUGCAAUAAUGAUGACAUGUUAUGAGUUGUGUAAGACAUAUUUGAAUGGUCCUAAUUUUUCCAAUGAUGACACUUCAGGGGUUCAUGAUCCCUCAAGUGACUCGAACCUAGAUGAAUAUAUAGAGUGGUCAAUUUCAGAGUAUUGAUGUCAUAUAUCUUGUGACAUAGA
This is a messenger RNA of Galdieria sulphuraria, 1141 nucleotides long. Its product is annotated as mitochondrial carrier (BOU / S-adenosylmethionine carrier). The record is from RefSeq and is a predicted model, not a curated record. Gene Ontology annotation, biological process: mitochondrial transmembrane transport. NCBI's taxonomy places the organism in Eukaryota, Rhodophyta, Bangiophyceae, Galdieriales, Galdieriaceae. Bases 117 to 1118 code for a protein of 333 amino acids. The transcript is spliced from 2 exons.